AUGAGCUCGAGCCACGAUUAUCAGUAUGACCUCGGGUCAUACCACCGCAAAGUCUCGACGAAAAAUGCCAAAGCGCAACUUUGGUUCGACCGAGGUCUCACAUGGUGCUACGCAUUUCAUCAUGAAGAGUCAGCUCGGUGCUUCGAGCGAGCGAUCAGCGAUGACCCGGCCUGCGCAAUGGCAUACUGGGGUCUUGCCUUUGCUCUUGGGCCGAAUUACAACAAGCCGUGGGACCUCUUUGAUGAGAAUGAACUGGUGUCGACAAUAGACAAGAUCAAUGACGCGAAUGCAAAGGCCCGACAACAUGCUUCGGAAGCAUCGGAAGUCGAGAAAGCACUCAUUGAUGCUGUUCAAUUACGUGUACCCAACGGGCUUGAUGAGAAGGCCUUCAAAACAUGCAACGAAGCUUAUGCCUUGGCCAUGGAAUCUGUGUACGCAAUGUUUCCCGAUGAUCUGGACAUCGUCUCAUUGUACGCGGACUCCAUCAUGAACCUCUCAGCAUGGGAUCUCUGGGAUCUGAAAACUGAUGGUGUUCACAAGCACCCGGGAGUUCUGCAUCUGUACAUCCAUUUGAUGGAGAUGUCGAAGACGCCGGAAGUUGCACUCGUCGCAGCAGAUCAUCUACGUACAUUGAUACCUGAUGCUGGUCAUCUAGUGCACAUGCCAUCGCAUCUUGACAUUCUUGUGGGCGACUACAGACGGGCUAUUGCCUCGAAUGCAGAUGCAUGUCUAGCUGACGAGAAGUAUCUUGCCGAACACGGCGGUGACAACUUCUACUCGUUCUAUCGCAUGCACGACUACCACUCCCUCAUCUACGCCGCAAUGUUUGCUGGUCAGUCCCAGGUUGCACUAGAGGCAGUCGAUCGUAUGGAGAAGUCACUACCAGAUUCAUUGCUGCGAAUCCAAAGUCCGCCCAUGGCAGACUGGCUCGAGAACUUUGCAUCAGUACGGAUCCACGUCCUAGUGCGUUUCGGGCGCUGGGAGGAGCUCAUUGCGCUCGAUAUGCCCAAUGACAGACAUCUGUACUGUGUUACAUCUGCGAUGUUCCACUACGGUAAAGGCGUCGCAUACGCUGCGACUGGCGACAUUUCGCACGCAGAGGAACACCGUGCUGCACUUGCCGAAGCUAUCGAACGUAUUCCAUCCUCUCGGAUUUGCGGAGACUUUCCAAACCGCUCCAACGUCGUGCUAAAAGUUGGGGUUGCAAUGCUAGACGGUGAACUUGAGUACCGUAAAGGAAAUUUCGAUAGUGCAUUCAAGCACCUGGAGACUGCUAUUGAACGCGACGAUGCGCUAACGUAUGCGGAGCCGUGGCCAUGGAUGAUGCCAACACGACAUGCAUAUGCUGCGUUGUUGAUGGAGCAAGGACGAGUCGAAAAUGCAGCUGCAGCCCACCGAGCGGAUCUGGGGUUUGACGAUACUUUGCCAAGGGCUAGACAGCAUCCGAACAAUAUCUGGGCGCUGCACGGAUAUCACGAGUGCUUGCUCAAGCUGGGCAAGAUGGACGAAGCGGGGAUCGUCGGUCAGCAACUGAGGAUAGCAAAGGCAGUCGCAGACGUUGAGGUGAAGUCUAGCUGUUAUUGUCGAGGCGCUGGGGAACAAUGA
This is a messenger RNA of Parastagonospora nodorum SN15, 1605 nucleotides long. RefSeq lists its product as hypothetical. Bases 1 to 1605 code for a protein of 534 amino acids. The transcript is spliced from 3 exons. Gene Ontology annotation, cellular component: intracellular anatomical structure. Lineage: Eukaryota; Fungi; Ascomycota; Dothideomycetes; Pleosporales; Phaeosphaeriaceae. Gene Ontology annotation, molecular function: protein binding. The record is from RefSeq and is a predicted model, not a curated record.